Molecule: messenger RNA, 7647 nt
Organism: Monosiga brevicollis MX1
Lineage: Eukaryota; Choanoflagellata; Craspedida; Salpingoecidae
Exons: 10
Coding region: 1-7647 (2548 amino acids)
Source: RefSeq, a predicted model, not a curated record
AUGCUUGGCCCCCGCCCUUUCGCGAGGCGGGCGCCCCACGCUCUUGCCUGCUGCCUGGCUCUGGCCAGCUUGAUGGGGGUUUUGGCCUUGGAACCCGGGGAAUACACUCGCCUCAACCUGGACAACGGCGACUUUGAAGACUUUCAGCUCAGCGUGGUUCCCGAUUACUCCCCUGAUAUCGGCUCUUGGAUCGUCAUUGGCCAAGAAGCAGGCGUCUUUCGUCCCUCGCUCGACUCCUUUGCCACGGUCGACCCCCUCCCCGCACCCUUUAGCGGACGGCAGGUCGUGUAUGCUCGCAAACAAUCGGCCGUCUAUCAGAUCCAACCUGUACCGCUCCUGGAAGAUACCGACUACAAACUGGUCGUGUCCAUCGGCAACCGCCUCGACUUUCCAUUUGGACAAGGCGCCGUUGUCGUUCGCCUGAGCAAUGGCACCGUGCUGUCCCGCUUCGACUUUACGCGCGAUUCAUUCCAGCCAACCUUGACCAAAGGGAAAAUUACCAAUGUCACCCUCGAAUUUAGCACCGUGAAUGAUCCCGCCCUUGCCGGUCUCACAUACGAGAUCAUGUUGGCCAACGUUGGCUCGACACGUUCUCAGAUUAUCUUUGACAACGUUCAACUCUUUUACAACACCAUCAUUUACACCACCCCCGAGCCCGUGGCGCUGCGUAUCUUCAAUCCCAGCUUUGAACGCCCCAUUGUUGAGGAUCCUGAAGAACCAUUUCGUAACACACUUCGUGUCUGGGAGUCCACUGGUCCAGCUGGCGUCUUUAAUCCCACCCUCAACAAUGCCACCUAUAUGACCCUUCCUGCCACUGGCCUACAGGUCAGUUUUGUGCGGCCUUCUGGGGAGCUACGCCAACGUCUUCAGGGUGUUGCCAUUGAAGCGGGGGGCAUCUACAACAUUUCCUUUGCCAUCGGCAAGCGUCUGGACCGCCCUUUCCCCACGGCCGCCUUUGCUGAGCUGCUCUCUUUUCCCUCCGAAACGGUCCUGGCCUCGGUGGCCAUUACCGAAGAAGACCUCGAGAGCAAUGCCGACUUCACCGCCGUCACCAUUAGCCUGCGGACUCUAGAGGGCAGCGAUUUGGAAGGCCAAGACAUUGUAUUGCGUCUGCGUGCAGAGGGACCGGCCAACAGCCAAGCCCUCUUUGAUAGCUUCGAGGCCAUCUCUCAGUUUGUCGACGUGGAUGCGGUCAGCACCAUUAUCAUGUCCACCAUGGAGCCCGAAACCCCAAAGGCCGCACCUAGCUGCGCCAUUGGAUGUUCCCCCGCCGCGGGCCAGCAGGAUUCCUUCAACUCUGGCCUGACGACGGGCGUUCACUCCAUUCUCAUUGUCGAUUUUGAUCAGGACGGCGUCGUCAGUGACAUGCUCUUUGCCAACAACGGCACGGGCGCCAUCAUGUUGUCGCGGGGUACCUUUUAUCGUUUGACUCAAGCGAGUGGCAUCAUGUACCCGGCCAGCGGAGACCUGGACCGCGAUGGCUACCCCGAGUUUGUUCUUCCCAGCACCACGACUGGAAGGAUCUAUUUGCUCAACAACAAUCAGGGCAACACGUCCCUCACGACCGGCUCAUUGCUCUCUUACAACUUUCCCGGCAUGCGCCAGGUGGUUGUCGCUGACUUUGACAAUGAUCGUGACAACGACAUUGUCAUCGCCAUCCACGACUACAACCUUGUGGCCGUCGUCGACUUUACCUGCUGCCUGCCGUAUCAACCCUGCUUGCGCCAAUGCUCGGUGGAAACCCGCAGCACAACAGCUCGAGCCAUCGGCUCGGUUCAAGGCGCACACGCUGUAGCUGUGGGCGAUGUCAACGGCGACGGCUAUCCCGAUGUUGUCGCCGGUGGCGAGGAGUUGAUUCUCUUUGAGCGCGACGCUGUUGGCAAUUACACGCGUCGCGAGUUGAGCUUUCCCGAUAUCUACAUUCAAGUCAUCUCGGUGCACAUUGCGGACAUGAACAUGGAUGGCCGCAUGGACAUUUUAGCUGCUUCGAGCCUCAGCAACGCCCUGGUCGUGUUUGUGCAAAACCUGGGUGGCUCUUUCACGCCCGUGACCGUGGCCAACGACUUGCUCGGCAUUUCCAGUGUCCAGGUGCUUGAUUUGAACAGCGAUGGACGGCUGGAUCUCUUGGUGGCUGCCCGGUCUGUCAACGAGGUGUCUUUCAUGCUCAACCAGGGUGGCAGCUUCAGCGCGCGCCAAGUUGUUUUCAGUGGCAUCACUGGUGUCCGAGCCGUUGCAGGCAGCGAUCUGGACAACGACGGGGACAUUGACUUGGUGGCCAGCAACUACGCCACGGGUGCGAUCCAAUUGCAUUUCCCGUCAUGCUGCAGCAACGGCCCCACGGAGGCUCCCACGACGACCACACCUGCUCCUCGCUUCGUCUUUGCCAACCCGAGCUUUGAGGAUGACAACCUGGCCGGCAGUGCCGUGCGCUUUGUCAACGUGGCGAGCGGCUGGCAGAUCGAGGGCAAUGCCGGCACCUUCCGGCCAGCUGCUACUGCAUUUGGAGCUUCGCCGCUUCCAGAGCCACUCGACGGCAAUCAAGUCCUUUACCUGCGGUCUGGCGCCACCGUGCGCCAAACGUUGGGCAAUGCCUUCAUUACCGCAGAGACGCCAGUCAAUGUCAGCUUUACGAUUGCUUGGCGCCAGGAUCGUGAGAUCCCCUUCCCCACCACCGUCAUUGCUACUCUCCAAGGUGACCGCACCGGUGCGCCCUUGGACCAAGUGACUUUCGAUAGCGUAAGCGAGGGCUUGACCCCCGGUUCAUCGGCUGUGCUCUCCCUCUCCUUCGUGACCGGGUACGGUAACCCGAUCAACGGGGAGCAUUUGGAGAUUGUCCUCACGGCCACUGGCUCAGAUCAGGCCCAGGCCGCCCUCGACAACUUUAUGCUCGACUUUGUGCCAGCCGUGACCACGGAAGCCCCAUCCACCAUGACCAUGCUGCCUUCCACCAUGGAUGUGGUGACGACAAUUGAGCCCACAACCACCGCCGAGCCCACAACCACCGAGCCCACGACCACAACAACAACCACGACCACGACCACGACCACGACCACAACAACCACCAUGACUACCACUGAAACCACCACGGCACCCACCACGGUCAUGCCCACGACGACGACAGCGCCGACAACGGUCAUGCCCACCACCACCACGUUUGAGCCUACCACCAUCGUGCCCACCACUGAGCUGCUCACCACUACGGUUGUCUUUACGACGGAAGACAUGAUAUCGACUGCCGAGGAUAGAAACCUCACCUACGACAUUGCCAUUCUCAAUCCCAGCUUUGAACUCAACGAUUUAGCGGCCAGUCCAUCACGGUUCACCCUGGCAGCUGAUUCCUGGCAGCUCUCGGGUGAAGCCGGCACCUUCUUGCCCCCGCCUGCAGCCUUUGAUCAAAUUCAGGGGUUUUUGGCCGCACCCGCUUCGGGUCGCCAGGUGCUUUUCAUGAAGCCUGGUGGGAAAGCCUGCCAAGCAUUGAGCACGCUUCAGAUGCAAGCGGAGGAUGUUUUUGCCUUUCGUUUUGUGAUCGGAUGGCGCCGAGACAAACCCUUUUUCUUCCCGGAUGAGCUCACCUUCUCGGCCACCAGCUCCCUCACCAAUGAAGUCAUGGCAACUGCCACCCUCACACAGUCGGAUCUACAAAUACGUGCCGGUGAGUUUGUGGAGGUGGAGAUUUCCUUUAUCGUCGAAGGAGGCAGCUCCUCGCUUGGGGAAGGACUCGACAUUUGCGUGGCCACCGAUGGCGAGGACACCUCUGCCCAACUGGUUGUGGAUGCGUUCAGCGGCAUUUACGUUCGUGAGCGCGUCGUUGAAACAACGCCAGCCCUUGAGACCACCACGCAGGCACCCACGACAACCGCGUCAACGACUAUGGAGAGCACGACCACGGCGCCUACCACUCCGUUGAUGACGACCACGACACCGCUGGAAACCACUGUGGACCCACGCUUUGUCUCCUUGCCGGUGGGCAACCCCAGCUUUGAGAUUGACGACCUGGCUGGCCUGUCGAGCAACUUUGUUGUUGGCGCCACCGCGUGGGACGUUGCUGGUCAGGGCAAUGUGGCCGGCACCUUCCGGCCCCUUGCCGCUGACUUUGGUGACGCCUCGAUCGAAUGGCUGCCCGCGCCGGCUGACCAGCGCCAGGUUUUGUUCAUCAAGCCUGGUGCGCGCGUUUCACAAGUCGUCUUGGAAUCGGAUCCCAUUCCCGGCUCGAUCGUUACAUUUUCGUUCGCAUUGGGCUGGCGUGCCACCCGAGCCACAAGCUUUCCUGAUUCGGUCACCGUUGAGUUGCUCACAUCCAGCUCGGGUGUGCCUCUGGCUGCGGAGACUUACACCGUAGCUCAACUGGACUUGGCGAUGGGCCAAUUUGUCGAGGUGACCGGCUCGGCAGAGGUGCCUUAUGGCAUUGACUUUGGUAGCGAGUUGAUGCGGAUUGUCUUCAGCGUUCAGGGCGAGUCUCUUGACCAAGCUGCCAUUGAUAACGUCAAGCUCUCUUUGCUGCUGCCGGUGGACACGACCCCUGAGCCAACGACCACAGAGGAGCCAACGACCACGAUGGAGGUGACAACAGUGGAUCUGCCCAUCCUGGCGGGCCACUCGUUUGAGGAGCCCGACUUUGAUGUGGUAGACGGCAGCCUCUUUGCGGAGACGGCGCUUGGUUGGGUUGUGUCCGGUUUGGCCGGCACCUUUGCCCCGACCAGCGAAAACUACGCCGAGCUGGCCAACAGCGAGAUGCUGCUGCCCCCGGCCGAGGGCGAUCAAGUGCUGUACCUCCGCCGUGGCGGCGUGGCGGCGCAAAACGUGAGUGAGGUUGAGUUGGCGCUGGGCACGCAGGUGCGCCUCGAGUUUGCGGCUGGCUGGCGCCGCGACUUUGUGCGUGUGGUGGAUUCGCGCGUGGAGCUGCGCGUGGCGGAGACGGGCGCGCUGCUGGCGGCGCUGGACGUGACGCAGAGCAUGCUGGUGCGCGGUCAGUUUGUUGCCUUUGAGCUGGUGCACACGGUGGCGUCACCUGCGGUUGUGGGCCGCACGCUGCAAGUGUUGGUUCGUGCAGCGGAUUUGGGUGCGGGCCAGAUCAACUAUGACAACUUUGAUCUGGACGUUUUCCAGAUUGACCUCCCCACCACCUCGACCUCGACUAGUACCACGACGACCACUACCACCACCACUACCACCACCACCACCACCACUACUACUACUACUACUACUACCGCAGAGCCCACUACUACUACUACUACUACCACCACAACAACAACAACAACAACUACCAUUAUCGCUACGACGACUACUACCACUGCAGAUACAGGCUCGUGUGAGCCAGCAACGUGCACGUCCAACUUUGUCAUGAGAUCGCAAGCCAGCGUGACGGGUGGAUAUCGCACCAUGCCCUAUAGUGCCAGCGUGAUCAUGACGGGCUUGGUGACAGUCGCAGACUCAGCCGUGUACUUUAUGGCUGGAAAUGGCAAUAGUGCCUUCUUUGACGCACCAGUGCAACUGGCUGCUGGGCCGGGCUUGGCGCAACUGCGUGGUCUUGAUGUUGGGGAUGUUGAUGGCGACGGCAUUGCUGAUAUUGUAGUGGGUGGUGCCAGUCGUGUCUCUCUUCUGCACGCGUCCGUGGCUCCAACCUUUGCAACACAGCGUUAUCCCAUUUCCACGGCUGCUCAAGGUGUGCACGACUUGCGCUUGGCCGAUUUCAACGGCGAUGGUCGCCUGGACGUUGUGACUUCGGAGCGCUUUGGCUCAGUCGUCCGUGUCUAUCUGAAUCAACCGGGCGUGGGUGAUGCUUCUGGUCCCGUAUCCUGGGUGGUCACCGAAGUGGCUUCUGUCGCCGGGGCCUUUGGCCUUGACAUCGUCGACGUGGAGAACGAUGGCGACAUGGACUUUGUCGUUGCGAGCCGCGAUGGCGGUGAUGUACGCCUGUUCUUGAACGAUGGGAAUGCCACCUUUACCAACAGCGCUCUGCUCAGCGGUCUCAACGUGCCGCGAGACGUUGUGGCCGCUGACAUUGACGGUGAUGGCGAUGUUGACAUUCUUGUGGCCUCAGGAAAUGACAACGCCGUGUUUCUUCUGGAAAAUGAAAAUGGCGUUUAUGCUUCGUCACGAACUCUGUCCGUUCUUCCUGUCGAGCCCUUUGACAUGCACGUGGCAGAUAUUGACGGUGACUGUGACAUGGAUGUUGUUCUGGCUGAGCGGACCGGUGGGCAGAUUUCAGUUCUCAGCAACAAUGCUGGUGUCUUUACAUAUGCGAAUCUAGCCUCGGUCACGCGUCCCACGGACGUGCAUGUCGUUGACCUGGGCAGUGAUGGCGCCAUGGACAUUCUCGUUACAAACGACAAUACCGGACGCGUCGAUGUGCAUUUCAACUCGUGUGGUGGCCAAGAUCUCGGGUCCACGACUUCCGGUCCAAGCACUUCUUCGCCGCCUACCACCACCACAACUACCACCACAACAACCACAACGACUACAACCACAACCACAACGACUACAACAACUACAACAACCACAACGGAGGAAUGCCCACCGUUGGAUUCUUAUUGUACCGUCGGGUUUGGCACCUUUAAUAACGUGUGCUCACCUCGCUGGACGAUGAGCUCGGUUGGUUCUGGUACUGGUCAGGGCACAUAUGGCAUUGCUAUUGGAGACUUUGAUCAAAAUGGACUGCCGGAUAUUGUUUCGGCUUCGGCAGGUGAUAAUCUGGUCGCCAUUUCCAUGAACAACUUGGUCAACUCCCGCCCAACCUUCAACGUGGUGACUCUUUCCGAAGAUUUGGCGGGCCCACGUGAUGUGGCUGUUGCCGACUUCAACAUGGAUGGGCUGGAUGACGUUGUGGCUGUCUACUCGGGCAUCCAGGCUUUGGUCGUCUACCUCAACAAUGGCACGGGUGGCUUUGAUGCGAUGAUUGCCCCGGAUAGCGCAGGCGAUGUGACGGGAGUUUCGGCGUCCGAUUUUGAUGGUGAUGGCGAUGUGGAUGUUGUGAUCGCUCGACGCAACGACGAUAUCGUGCAAGUCUUUUUUAACAACGGCCAAGGGUCCAUGACGACGUCACGGGUGUUGUCUUCGUCUGUCGAUGGUGCUUUUGAUGUCGAGACUGCUGACAUGGACGGCGACGGCGAUGCGGACAUUGUUUCAUCCCAAGUCGACGGCAACACUCUUGUCAUGUGGGAAAACGAUGGUGCGGGCAAUUUUGUUGCUCGCACACUAGAUGCCAGCGUGGCUGGUCCUCGUGGCAUGAAACUAGUCGACAUCAAUGCCGAUGGCCACAUGGACGUGGUGGUCGCCGCAUCUGGUAGCAACAGCGUUUACUCAUACCUGCAAGACUCGACCGGUAACUACGUGCAAAACAUCAUCUCUACCGUCAGCAUUGGCGCGUACGAUGUGGAUGUGGGGGAUCUUGAUGGUGAUUGUGACUUGGACGUUGCGGUGGCGGCACGCGGCAGUAACACAGUCCGCUGGUUCAACUACGACUCUGCACAAAACACGUACAGCCCCAAUGCCGUGGCCGCAAGUCAAACCAACGUGCGAGUCGUUGUAGCCGUCGACAUCAACGCUGGUAAGUUUGAACCAACCAUUUGCGAGGUGCAACUGUUGGCAUCCACUCAUGUACACGCGGUUGAUGACGCUUCGCCAUGCAUGUAUAGAUGGGGACCUUGA